Botrytis byssoidea is the source of this 1593-nucleotide messenger RNA. RefSeq lists its product as uncharacterized. The record is from RefSeq and is a predicted model, not a curated record. Bases 1 to 1593 code for a protein of 530 amino acids. The transcript is spliced from 10 exons. NCBI's taxonomy places the organism in Eukaryota, Fungi, Ascomycota, Leotiomycetes, Helotiales, Sclerotiniaceae. Gene Ontology annotation, molecular function: serine-type exopeptidase activity; dipeptidyl-peptidase activity. Gene Ontology annotation, biological process: proteolysis.
AUGAGGUGCAAUUUAGUUCUGACCAGUGUAGUUACUGGGCUCAUUGGUUCAACAUGUGCUUCUAUAUUGACAAAAGUUGGUACGGUUAGAGAGCCGCCAAUAUCGAUAACUAGGCGGGAUACUUUGGCCUAUACACCAUAUACUAUAGACCAGCCAAUUGAUCAUUUCCCAAAUGAUCCGGCGUAUGCUCCACAUACAAAUGCUACUUUCAAACAAAGGUAUUGGUAUGAUGCGACAUACUAUAAACCUGGGGGGCCGGUCUAUCUCUACAUUGGAGGAGAAACCAAUGGCCAGAAUAGGUUCAGCAACCUUCAGACUGGGAUCAUUCAAAUACUGAUGGAAGCUACAAACGGUCUUGGGAUUAUUCUCGAGAACCGGUACUAUGGCAAGAGCUGGCCGUUCAACACCAGCACAACAGAUAAUUUGGCAUACUUGACCAAUCAACAAACCGUUGCGGACAAUGCAUACUUCGCUCAACAUGUAUCUUUGUCUGGGCUCAAUGCUAGUAUCACUGCACCAGACACUAAAUGGAUACUCUACGGAGGCUCUUUGGCCGGCGGUCAGACUGCCUUAUCAGUAAAAAUUUAUCCAGACAUCUUCUUUGGCGGUAUUGCUGCCAGCGCCCCUGUCAAGACUGUUGUGGGAUAUCCAGAAUGGUACAAUCCGAUUCAGAGAUUGGCUCCUCAGGACUGUAUAUCAAGUAUUAACGGCAUUAUCGAUAAAUUUGACGCCCUUAUAUCCGCCAACAACACAUAUGCGAUCAGAGAAUUUAAAUCCUUGUUCGGACUUGAGGCUUUGACAGACCAUAGAGACUUUGCCAUGACUAUUGCAUUUCCUCUUGGCGGGCCAAUGAAUUAUCCCACAAGUACAUGGCAAGAACUGAAUUGGAGUCCGUUGUAUACUUCAAACGAUUUCUGGGACUUCUGCUCGAACAUCACGAACGUCAAUGCUCCCAAAACGGUUACAGAGGUCGAUUACGCCCUCUCAAACUAUACAGGAGGUGAGCCAUGGACAAAUCUUGGAAAUUAUGCCAAUUAUAUCAAGAGUGUCCUUAUUCCACUGUGCGAUGGCGAGCCUAUCGAUAGCACCUCCUGUUUUGGCACCCAAAACGAGACGUACUACGCCGACGUUACAAAUGGAGCAGGUCGUUCGUAUCUCUACACCACAUGCCUUGAACUUGGUGCCUAUCAAGCAGCACCCGAUACCGGCCCAUCGCUUAUUUCUCGCGUUCUCCAACCAGAUUACACUCAACAAUGGUGUAACUGGGCAUUUCCACCUGGAGAUUACAACUCUAUCCCACCAGUCGUCAACCUUACCUUAUGGAACCAAUAUGGUGGAUACAACUUCUCUGCCGAUCGUCUAGCUUUCAUCGACGGAGACAAUGACGUAUGGCUUGACCUCUGUUACCACUCCCACUAUGCGCCUAGCCCCCGAGUUUCCUCAGAUCUACACCCCGAGUUUCUCAUCUCUGGCGCGGGUCAUCAUUGGGACUCUUAUGGUAUCUUGGAUGUUGCAGCCGAGCCAUUGUUCAUUCAACAGGCACAUCUUUGGGAGAUUAGAACGGUUAAGAAAUGGUUAAAAGCUGGUUGGUAA